UAAGUCGGCGACCGCGAGCACCAACAAAGAAGAGAAGCCUCCGUCGAGUCCUCUCUCUCUCUCUCUCUCACGAUCGAAGCUACCCUGGGCGCUGAGAUUUCAACUUUCAAUGGAAGGGAGUUCAUCGCGUCCCAGCCGCAAGCGCCCUUUCUUCGAGGACGAUCCUGACUCCAGCAAAGCACCCUCGCAAAAGAGGGUGCGGUUCCCCAAGGGGAAGAAGGUGAAGCCGGGAGAUGAAGCUGCCAUCAGACGCCCUGUGGUGGAAGACGAGGAGGGGCCUAGCGAUUUGGACGACCCUCGGCUGGCUGCGAAGGCGCGCGCGACUCGCCGCAGCCAAAUCACGGCCGAGCUCUUCAGUGAGGAUAGCAGGGGGAUUGCCAAUGACAUUUCUGCUGCUGAAGUGGCUUAUGAGGACAAUGAUAAUUUUGUAGAAGAUGGGAUUCAGAUAGAACCUUUCAACUUGAAUAAAGAGAGAGAAGAGGGCUAUUUUGAUGCUGACGGAAACUUUGUAGAAUAUGUCAAUGAAAAUGAAAUCAAGGAUGCAUGGCUUGACAGUGUUGAAGCAUUCACAAGCGUGACUUCUAGAAGCUCGGUCGUAACACCCGCUGAAGAAGAUACUCGUGAACUGUCAUCUGAUGAUAUUGGGAAGAUGAAGAGACGGAUUGCUAACUUGCUCGAGCCAGGAGAAACAGUACUACAAGCAUUGAGACGGUUGAAGGGAUCAUCAGGUAAUCGGAAAGAGAAGAUGUCAGCUGAGACAAAACAUUUAUUUGACCAGCUCACGGAAGAUGCAGUGACGCUUAUGGAGAAUGGUGAAUACAAUGUGUACCAUGAGACACGAGAGGUUUUUGAACGAGAGGCAGAAGGAUAUGAAAGAUUGGCUUGGGCCAGGAAUGGGGGCACAGCCAUAGCUGCACGCAAUGGGAAUCUAGAUAAAAGUCUUGAAAUGAAUCUCUUGUCUGAAGGAACAGAUACUGAGUUGGCUUCUUGUCACAAUAAUGCUGCUGCUGGAACUUCUGAUUUUGAUGCUUCGACCUCACAGUCACAGGUAUUAAAUGGCGGUGCUGAAGAGUUUGAUAUGUUUGCGGAAGAUGAUGAAAAAGCUACAAUAAAUAAAUCAUCCGAAGAGAUUGAUCAUAUUCCUCAUGGAGGCAAUGCGGUUCCUCAAUCAUCAUCAAGCGUUGACAAUGCAUAUCCUGAGGCUGGAGAGUCGCAGAGUGAUUAUGUUUAUGACGAGUCUUCUGGGUACUAUUACAGCAGCAGUUUGGGUUAUUAUUAUGACCCAUCUACUAGGCUUUAUUGCUCUGCAGCUUCUGGACAAUGGUACGCAUUUAACGAGGAAACUGGAACAUAUGAAGAAGUCCAGGCGGAUGUAUCCAAUACAAGUUAAUAUAAAGACAGACUUGUGGUUCUCGGUGGGACCUUAUCCGAUUAAACGGGGCAAAGAGUGUGGGACUCACUGACGAAGAAGAAUAUCGAUAGAUGGUUUUAUGUCAGUAAUGCUAGGUAUACUGAGCUUGCUGUACAAAUCAUCAUAUCAAGAGAUGCAUUAUGCUGUUCUGCAUUAAUUUGGUUGCUUUUGAUGUGACUUGGCACAUCUUAUACUGCACCCUAAUACUGACCAAAACUGCUGGCAUGCUUGAGCUUGCUUAGUCUGAUGCAAGUCGUCUA
Rhodamnia argentea is the source of this 1671-nucleotide messenger RNA. Its product is annotated as SUPPRESSOR OF ABI3-5. Bases 110 to 1390 code for a protein of 426 amino acids. The transcript has 10 exons. Gene Ontology annotation, cellular component: U5 snRNP. The record is from RefSeq and is a predicted model, not a curated record. Lineage: Eukaryota; Viridiplantae; Streptophyta; Magnoliopsida; Myrtales; Myrtaceae.